GAGAUAAAUCAGUUCUAAAUGAAAGUCCAAUGAUUACUUUAUGCAAGUUUUAAUAAAAUAAGUCACGUGGUUUGUGAUAUGUUUUGGUAACAGACCAGUCACCAGACGACAGGAGAAAACAAUAGUCCCCCGUCACCUUUCCGGGGGGAUGGGGGUGAUAAGAAAGUGUGUCAGUGUUGUUUAAACAUCACGUUCCUUUCAUGUGUCUCAUGUUGAUGCCACGGCUGUACAGGCGGUCCGGUCACACAUGAAAGCAAAAAUAGAUAGAAAAACAAACCAGCAGCUGACUUACACUUCUGCUUCGAGUUCCGGUUUGAGCAAAGAAGAAGAGGCGGGCAGGGAGGUCUUAAGAGGAGGCUAAAAAGUUUAGUUCGGCUCCCUGAAAGCACCAGACUGGGUGUUUUUGGUGAUCGUCAUGUCUCACUGAUGCCCUGAAGCAUGGCUGCAAACAGCACAGAGCUGUACGUCUCUGAACAGGUGGUGGUGUUGUGUACCUGCGCCCUGUCCUUUUUAGGGUCCUCCCUGAUCGUCCUCACCUACUUGGUUUGGUCAGAUUUGAGGACGACCCCGAGGAAGCUGUUGGUUUACCUGUCGGUGACCGACUGGCUGUCCGCCGUCUCCUACGCCGUCGGAGUCUGGAGGGYUUUCCGCGCCGACUCGCUCGACUGCGUCGUUCAAGGAGCGGUGUCCACYUUCGCCAACACCAGCAGCUUCUUCUGGACCGUGGCCAUCGCCGUGUACCUGUACGUCUUCAUAGUCAGGUCCAGCCAGCGGUUCGCCGACAGCCUGGUGCUGUCCUUCCACCUCGUCAGCUGGGGCGUCCCUCUGAUCAUCACCGUCACCGCUGUGUGCCUCAACAAGAUUGGUUACGAUGCCUCUGAGGUGUCUGUGGGGUGGUGCUGGGUCAGGAUCCAAGAAAAGGAUCRCGUUCUGUGGAUGCUACUCACUGGGAAAAUCUGGGAGUUCCUGGCUUACCUCACUCUCCCUGUGCUCUACAUUUUGAUCAAGAGGCAUAUCCACAAAGCGCAUGCGGCCCUGUCUGAGUACCGGCCCAUCUUGGCCAACAGGCCUCAGUCGCAAGCUUUCUCCUCCAUGGCGGAUGUGAAGCUAACUCUCAUUCCCAUCAUCUUCAUCAUCCUGCGCAUUUGGAGCACGGUGCGCUUUGUUCUGCUGCUCGCCGACUCUCGGGCCAGACACAACCCAGUGCUGGUCACGCUUCAUGGUAUUGGCAACACGUCUCAGGGCGCAGCCAACUGCAUCAUGUUUGUYCUGUUCACUCAGCCGAUCCGCACACGCCUCUGCUCCGCGCUCUGUUGCUGCUGCUCUAAAUGUCGAGCCGAGGAGCAGCACGGCUCCUCACAGGGGCCCGYGCCUCCGCUGGACUCCCCCAACCAGAGAGAAGAGGACAGCAGCAGUCGGGUCCAGACUGACAGAUGAAGCCUCGCUCUGCGACCAGUAAAGAGACUGAUAGGCUGACGUGAGGGAAGCCCAGUUAAAACCAGAGCCUUGCAGGAAGGUUGUGGGUGUUACCUGUCUGUUGUCGGUGUGUUGGGAAAAUGCUGCCCGACUGUAAACCAACAUAUAACAGAGCACUUAAAGCAAAAGUUCAGAUCUYUUGAAGUAAUAUUUUACMUGUUGUAGAYGACUCUGCGGGGCCAGGAGCAAAAGGGAUUGCUGCUUUAUAAACUUUCACUUUUACUCAUCAAUCUGGUCAAAAUUUAACUCCAUUUGUCCAAACUGCAGUCCUUUAAAGAGCUAUCUGCAACAGGUAAGAUGUUAGCUAUUUAUUACCUUUCCACCAUGUUCAAAAGAUCURAACAACUCUGUGAAUUACUGUUCUUAUGUUUGAACAUGUUACACUGUAUGAAAGAGUUUACAGUAGAGUUCAAAAUGUACUGUACUUAGAUUAUCACUGUGAAUCAUUGGGUUUUCCUGUUAUGCUAUUUAUCUCCUGUCUGARUGUACUCAGACCAGUAAAAACAGACUUUAAAUCUAUACUGUGAGUACGUACACUUUGUGUCACUGAACGAUAUGAUUUAAAACAUUUUCAACACGUAAAGUCUUUCAUGUCUUGUCUGAUUACUACAACAGGCUUGUUCUUAGAAAACAGCAGAAAAGGUCAUGAAUUUUAAGUACCAUAAUUCAGAAAAUAACCUCAAAUGUGUUUUUCCAGUUUAACUUCAGUACUGUUCAUCCAUUUUCUUUUAAAUAAAACAUGUCUUCAUUGUAGAAAAGCGGAUUCCAAAAGAAAUACAUUGGGAUGCAAUGUAAAAUGUAAAUAAAACCUUCUUAUUUA
Austrofundulus limnaeus is the source of this 2296-nucleotide messenger RNA. It is a transcript of the gene gpr157, whose product is annotated as G protein-coupled receptor 157. Gene Ontology annotation, cellular component: plasma membrane. Lineage: Eukaryota; Metazoa; Chordata; Actinopteri; Cyprinodontiformes; Rivulidae. Gene Ontology annotation, molecular function: G protein-coupled receptor activity; cAMP binding. The record is from RefSeq and is a predicted model, not a curated record. The transcript is spliced from 4 exons. Gene Ontology annotation, biological process: adenylate cyclase-activating G protein-coupled receptor signaling pathway; cell surface receptor signaling pathway. The coding region runs from base 439 to 1437 and encodes 332 amino acids.